Molecule: messenger RNA, 4686 nt
Organism: Grus americana (Whooping crane)
Lineage: Eukaryota; Metazoa; Chordata; Aves; Gruiformes; Gruidae
Gene: CBLN4
Product: cerebellin 4 precursor
Exons: 3
Coding region: 651-1241 (196 amino acids)
Molecular function (GO): protein binding
Source: RefSeq, a predicted model, not a curated record
UCUGCAGCACCCCGGCAGUGAUAUCAGACACAGGAUCUGGCAGCUGUGGGGUAAGCUACCACCUCGCCACUCCACCACUCAGAGCAGCCUGGAUCUCCAGCUCGAAGGGGAGAGCGAGCCAGCAGCGGCAAUCAUGGCAACGUCAAAUGGUUUUAUUUCUUCAUGACCUCUCUCUUCUCCUCUCUCACAUCAAUAAUUCACCUGAGGGCUUUUUUUUUUUCCCACCCAGCCCCCUCCUUCUCACUCUCUUUUUUGAUGUGGAGAGAGGGGAGAAAAGGGGGCACCGGAAAGUGUUUAUUUUGUUCGGCAGCUUUUUGCGGCGUGUUUUAAAGAGCUGGUGAAAGGACUCGGGGAAAGAAAGAAAGAAGGAAAAAAAAAAAAAAGCACAAAGUGGUGGCGGGAGGGAGGAGGAGAAGAGAAGAACGAGAGAAAAAGAGAGGCAGAGGGAAGAAGCCGGAGGACACAAGACUUUCAGCGCGGCGUUGCCGGGCGGUGCGGGUGUGUGCGUGUGUGCGUGUGCGUGUGCGUGUGUGUGUGUGUGUGUGCGGGGAGCGGCUGCCGCUGCUGCCGGCGGUGCCUCCCGCUGGUGCGCGGCGCGGUGGCCGGAGCGGGGCGCGGAGCGGCGGCGCGGGCGGCCGCGGGUGCCGACCAUGGGCUGGCGGCUGCUGCCCGCCGUGCUGCUGGCCCUGGCGCUGGGCGGCCCCGCGGCGCGGGCGCAGAACGACACGGAGCCCAUCGUCCUGGAGGGCAAGUGCCUGGUGGUCUGCGACUCCAACCCGGCCACCGACGCCAAGGGCUCGUCCUCCUCCCCGCUGGGCAUCUCCGUGCGGGCGGCCAACUCCAAGGUCGCCUUCUCGGCCGUGAGGAGCACCAACCACGAGCCCUCCGAGAUGAGCAACAAGACGCGCAUCAUCUACUUCGAUCAGAUCCUAGUAAAUGUGGGCAAUUUUUUCACGUUGGAGUCUGUCUUUGUAGCACCAAGAAAAGGAAUUUACAGUUUCAGUUUUCACGUAAUUAAAGUCUAUCAGAGUCAAACAAUUCAGGUUAAUUUGAUGCUAAAUGGAAAGCCAGUCAUUUCUGCUUUUGCUGGGGACAAGGACGUCACACGUGAAGCUGCCACUAAUGGAGUCCUGCUCUAUUUAGACAAGGAGGAUAAGGUUUACCUGAAAUUGGAGAAAGGUAAUCUGGUCGGUGGAUGGCAGUAUUCGACGUUUUCUGGCUUUCUGGUCUUUCCCCUGUAAAGUCAAUUUUCCUGUGACAUUCAUCCAGGUGUGGACUCAUCAUUGCCUCUGUUACAUGAAGACCAUUUUAUCAUCAUGGGAUUGAUGUUUCUUUAUUGGUUUUUCAUGGGUGAAUAUGGAUUCUCUUUAUGGAUUUUGGCCCCAUCUGAACUACUCAGAAGUUUCACAGAAUUUUGUGUGUUUAAAUACAAUAUAUUUGGAUUGAGACUAAAGCAGACAAUAAAUAUCUAUGCUUAAUGUUACGGUCUAAAGCUGCCUGCAAGAUUUAUUCAGAUUUCCUUUACUGGACUUACUGGAUUCAUGGGAGAAGUGGAUUUUCUUUAAUUAUGAAAAGACUGGCAACCGGGUCUAUAAUUUAGGAGUGUUUGAGUUCAGACUUCAAUCAAGAGUUAGUGUGUUGCUGCCAAAGAACUGUAUAUUGAUAUGUUGGUCAUACAUGUUUUUGUCAUUGGACUUAAGUGACACGAUCUAUUCCAUUGUCUUGAGAAAGGUAAUUAUUAUUGAUAAGUGGUUGACUUUAAUUCUCCUCUGCGUGUAGUGUGUUGGAUGGUUCACCCACAUAUUUAUGCUCUGUCACCGGUCGCAAUCAAGUCUAGCUUACAUAAAGCUAAGCGGUUCUGGUUGUAUUUUAGUUGGAUAUGUAAGGUAUUCCUCUUUUCCACGUGCUGUUUUCUAAAAAGAAGAGCAGAUUAUAACCAUUAAGAAAAAUACUCUUACCAGGGUUAAAGGUGAUCAUUCAGGCACAACUUUGCAAAACAGCUUUGCCCUGCAGGAAGUCUCACACUUGUUCUUCAGUUUUAAUUAAUGUGAUUGAUAAUAACUGCUUUAUUAAAAACCUAAGGGAUUCCUUCCUUUGACACAACCACUUUAUUAGCUGGAGAUGAGAUCCCCUUGUUUGUAAUUAUGUCUAUUUUUCAAACCUUCUGUUGUGUUAAAGGUAUCAUCUGGUUUUGCCUUAACUCCACAAGUGUAUAUAAUUUUAGAUCACAUGUUUAACAAAUAUUAAAUCCAAAUAGCCGGUACCUAACUUGGUGCAAUACCUUUUCGGCUUUUUGUACAGGUCAUAUGAAUUCAUAAACUUAUUUAUUAUAUCAUUGUUACAUAAUAAAGAUGAAUACAUGUUAGCUGAAUUUUUGACCUUUGGAUUUUGGAAGUCACUUCAUGCUAUUUUUUUAUUGGAUAUAAUAAUUAUAUGCAAAGCGUAAGCUUUUGGGAUUCACAGAAACUGGCCUGGGAGGCAGGCAAACUGUCACAGUUUAGUCUGGCAGAAUCCUAGAGGUAAUCAGAAUGCUCUAGAAAUAACCUAUGCAUUUUAUUUAGAAAACAUUUAGGCAGAAAUCCUGGCUUCACUGAAGUUAGUGUUAAGAAUCACAUUGAUUCCAAAGGCUUUUGGAUGAGACCUGUGCUUUAGGUUUUGCCAUCAGCAUUAAACUCCAGUGCAAUCAAAUUGAAUAUAAAUUAAAAAUGAUUUUCACAUGAACUGCUAAGGAAACCUCCAUCCCUCAUGCCCAAAAUAUACCCUGAAUUCAAUGGAUAUUUGUGCCUUGCAAUAUCAUGAAGGAUACAAUUCUAAAUUAAAACACCUGAGAAACAUUUUGGAUGGAAGAAUCCAGCAAUCUGGGACCUUCUCUAAAAGCCAGCCUGGGCUUGGAUUUCCAGUUUUAGGUAAUGUGUCUCCAGUUUCUUCACUCGUUAGCUAAGUGCAGUGUAUCAUAGUGCUCUAACCGCUGUAAAUGGAUAUUUCGCUGAUUUAACGUCUAAUGCAUGGCUGGUUGAUGCUCCUGAUCAAAAAGUCAAGGAAUCAGUGGCACAGAAUUGUGCCCAAAUUCCCUAUUUUUCUGGACCCAACAUACAGGAUUUUUGGCUGAAUUUCAGGAAGAUAGGUGGGUACGUUUGCACCCCUGUGGGAUAAGUCAAAUGAGGAGGCAAUUUGUUAGCCACAGUAGCGUUUCUGCACAGAACACUGCAGUUUAGGAGGAAGCGGAAAGACACAGCAAGAGGGCCAACGGUUUACAUCGCUGGAAAAUAUAAAAAAAGUUUUCCAUUAUGAUUAAUGAAAAUGUAUAUCUCCACUGUACCCCAAAAAUGUGUGUGUAUAUAUAUGUAUAUGUAAAAACCCUGGGAUUGCAGCACAUAAUAUGCAUGAUAUUAUAAAAAGGUUAUUUGUCAUAAGAGUUUAUUUCAGAGAGGAACAUCGGUAUUUCAUCUAGAAUCGAUAAAAUCUGAAAGCUCACCUUACCCGCUGGUAUGUAUGUAAUGUAGAGGAAAUAUUGUUCCUACACAGACAGAAGGAAAAUGGGAUUAAAGGUGUCAGUACACUUUUCAGAAUGAUCAGAUGUAUCUGACUUCUUUAGUUUGUAAACAUACAAUCUUGAAAAGCUGCCUUUAGCAUUCAGCAAUAAUACUGACCUAUCUUAAUAUACGGUUGAUUUCCCUUUGGCAAAACAUUUCUGAUUGCUUCAGAGUCAUUAACAGUUACUGAAACUUUAACUAGAGAGUCUAGGAAGUUAUUCAAUUAAGGAUAUACGUUCUGAUGGAAAUGUCCUAAAUGUUUCUUCUCAGUCUCUAAAAUCGGAAUUACCAACUAAUUAUUUUCCUAGUUAAAGGAAGAAAAAAGUUUGAGAGGAGUCGCUGCGGAGCAGCUCGUGUUACCUUGUCCCAGCGCUGAGGACUCCACUCAGAGGUGGCCUCUGGAGAUGGGCAACGCACGCCCCUUCUCCUGGCGCACGUUUAAACAUUUUAAUAAGAAUGAAAUAUGGGGUUUUUAGACUAGAACUUGAGCUACUUUCUAGAUCUUGAGCUCAUUUUCAUUGUAUUGUCCAUGCUUCAGUUAUGUCAGUAGAGUUUCUCCCCGAGGAGCUAAGCUAGCCUAGGUGGAGCUGGGACUGGAAACUACUGUUUGUCUUCUCUCGCUUUCCUCAUUCCUUUUCCUUCUGUCUUCCCACGUUACUGCUGCAGUCCUCGUCUUGUUCAGAAGCAACAGCUCAGGAGACGCUUCAAAUUUCAAAGGGUAUUUAAGAUUAGAGGUUUGAUUUAUUUAUUUUUUUUUAAAGAACUUUAAACUCCAUUGAGCUGCACUGUAAAGGUUAGAGCCGAAUUUCUGAUCCCGUUGAAUUCAAUGACGCUAGUCUUAUUGAUUUUUAGGAGCGUGGAAUUUCCCACUCUGUGUGUACCCCUGCUGCAGAACACGCCGAGGAUCCAUACCAGCAGCCUUCAACAUACGCCCACUUUGCAGUCACCUUUGUAGCUUAUAUGGAAGGUUGAAUAUGCAAGAAAAAACUUUCUGGCCAUGCAUUGUAAAGAGAAAAAAAAAAAGUUACUUUCUGAGAAUGACUUAUAUAUUGUUAUUAUCAGUGAUCUCUUUACGAAGGAGAUCAGCAUUUUUACAAUUUAAUCUAUAUUUUAUUUAUAUUUAUAUUUAAAUUCACAUUUUAUUAUAAAACUA